Molecule: messenger RNA, 564 nt
Organism: Dichotomopilus funicola
Lineage: Eukaryota; Fungi; Ascomycota; Sordariomycetes; Sordariales; Chaetomiaceae
Exons: 2
Coding region: 1-564 (187 amino acids)
Source: RefSeq, a predicted model, not a curated record
AUGCAACUCACUACCAUCCUCUCACUCUUUGUGGCUGCGGCUUCGGCCACCCCUUGCCCUGGGUCGCCUCGCAAGUUCGGCAUCAUGGCUCUCCGCUCCGCCUCCCCGAUUCACUUUGCCAGCGCCGGCGCCUCGCAGAACGGCAUCGCCCUGAACCUUUCCGACGCGCGGGCUGAUGCGGAUUGCGUAGAUGGCUCGAAGCCCAAGAGUGCCACUUUCUACAUCGAGGACGAACGGCUGUAUCUGUACGGAAAGAAGGGUGGUGUCGUCCAGCAAUUUGUGGUCGACCGCUCUGGCAUGGGCCAAGGCGUUGUCCGCUACUCGACCAAGACCGAGUCGGACCCCACCGGCCAUUUGGAGGUGAAGGGUUGGGCUGUGGAUGAGAACGACAACCUCAGCUUCAACGGCACCGGCCUUAUCGGCUGCCCUGCUCAGGACGGAUCCUGGAACAUCUGGCUUGGUACGGUUGCAAAGCCCGCUGGCCAGGAGGGAUGUCUCGGUUUCUCCGCGCGUACCGUCGACGUGAAGAAGCCUGUGCAAUGCACGUACAGCAACUACGCAUAA